Molecule: messenger RNA, 1086 nt
Organism: Puccinia triticina
Lineage: Eukaryota; Fungi; Basidiomycota; Pucciniomycetes; Pucciniales; Pucciniaceae
Exons: 6
Coding region: 1-1086 (361 amino acids)
Biological process (GO): SNARE complex assembly
Cellular component (GO): lytic vacuole; endosome
Molecular function (GO): SNARE binding
Source: RefSeq, a predicted model, not a curated record
AUGCAGGAAGAAGCGGAACUGCAACCGACUCUGGAAGAAAUCGAGAUAAUCGAACGGACUUUGAAGGCCCAUGCUCGGGAAAACAGUCAGUCCCAUUUGUCCAGAAAGCUUUCUGAAAUUCACGAGAAUCUCAAUCAGUUAAAUUUAGAGCAAACUUCUGCCAAAAUCAGAUUAUUAAAAUUACAGGAUCAACUGCGUGACCGCCAAGGAGAGCUGAAGAGGAGGCGAAAACUAACUGAGGCAGCAAGAAAUUCAUUGACUGAAGCACGAGUGAAAAACGUGAUCGAGCAACGAGAGCGAUUACUUGGGAGGGAAUUGCCCCGACGAGAAGCAUGUCGACGAGAGUUGAGCAAGAGACGCUCCGAACUGGUCGUCGAUCUAUCGACAAUUUAUCCGAUCGAACCCACCUCGUCUUCCGCUUCAGCUUCAUCUAUCAGCAACCCAUCAGUUUCACGCUUAUUACUCUUCUCAAUCGCCAAUAUCAUCUUACCCAAUCUAGAACCCACUCAAUCAAUCUCAAACAAACCCUCCUCAUCAACAUCAACAACCACAGCAUCAGCGGGAACAACAGAAACCGGGCCAAGUCUAAUUCAGUUUUUCCAUUCCAAGCCGCUUGAUCUGGCCGAUGAUGACCUCAUCGUCUCUACCGCGCUCGGCUUUGUUGCUCAUCUCGUCCAGCUACUCGCUCUUUAUCUGGCCGUCCCGCUUCUUUAUCCUGUUAAUUUCAUCGGCUCACGCUCACUCGUUUCGGACCUGGUCUCUAGAAUACCUGGACCUCGUUCGUUUCCAUUGUACUUUAAAGGAGUUGAUCGCUUUAGGUUUGAAUAUGCUGUUUUUCUAUUGAACAAGAACAUCGAACAAAUUAUGUAUCACCAAAAGGUUGUCGUUAGUGAUCUGAGACAUACGUUACCUAACUUGAAAAAUUUAUUUUUGACGUUGGAAUCUAGUCCAACAACUCGAACCAGGGAAAACGAGAAUGAUUCAAGUACGAUUGAACUGGACACCUCCAACAACCACUUUCAAGAAGAGAAAGACGAGCCUCUCCAAUCAUCAUCUACCGAAUGUGCUACUCUACAGCAAAGUUAG